Messenger RNA from Solea senegalensis (Senegalese sole), 791 nucleotides. Its product is annotated as IGFBP domain-containing protein. Gene Ontology annotation, biological process: regulation of cell growth; regulation of signal transduction. Lineage: Eukaryota; Metazoa; Chordata; Actinopteri; Pleuronectiformes; Soleidae. The record is from RefSeq and is a predicted model, not a curated record. The transcript is spliced from 4 exons. Gene Ontology annotation, molecular function: insulin-like growth factor binding. The coding region runs from base 1 to 672 and encodes 223 amino acids. Gene Ontology annotation, cellular component: extracellular region.
AUGUGGAUGCUCUUCUUGGUGAGUGCCUUGCUGGGGGUGUCGGGGUCAGAGGUCGCUCCCUCUGCAGCGUCUCAGCAGCUGCAGGCCCUUCACUGUCCACCCUGCGAGAGGAUACACUGCUCCACCCGGCGGGCGCUGAAGCUGCAGUGCAGAGGCGGCGUCACCACAGGGGUGUGCGGCUGCUGCCCUGUUUGUGCCAGGACAGAGGGGGAGACCUGUGGAGGGACAUGGGACUAUCUGGGCAAGUGUGACGAGGGACUGCUGUGUGUUUACCAGGACGCAGCAGAGGACAAUCAAGAGCAAGAACGCAAAGGCACCUGUGAAGCAGUGAUGGUACCACAGGCUCCGGAGACGUGUCGCCCAGAGUGCACCAGGGAAUACUGUCAGGAAAACCCGUCUGAAAUCUGCUCUGCCAGAUCUGUGUCCCUGGAUAAAAAGUCAUGCCAGGACUCUUGCCAACACACCUCCUGUUCAAGCUGUCUGCUGUUAAAACCCCCAUCGUGUCCUCAGACCUGCGCCUCCUCUGACUCCUCCUGUCUACAUCGCUUUGGCAAGUGUGUGCACCAUCACCUGACUGCUCCCCACAGUCCUGUAUGCCACAACAACCUGCAGAAUCAUCCCGAGGGGCAUUUUGUGUGUUUUGUCCCAGCCUGUCAAAACACACCAAAGUAAAUCGAUGUGUAGCAUGUGUAACAUGUAGCAAAAAUGAAAACGAGGCAGCUAUCUGUAAACUUUGUCCGUCACAUUUUAUAUCUCAUGUAAACCUGUAAUCGUGCCAAAUGAUGUGUACU